CAACUUAACUUAAGAAGCAAUAUAUAUUUAACCAUGGCAACUACUUCUCACGUGUCUCUCUUCCUACUCCUCGCCCUUGUCUCACUCACACCUUCCACAUCUGCAUCCCGAAACUUAAGCUUAAACUUACACCAACUUCUCCAACUCCUUGGAUUUCCGCCCGGCCUUAUACCUGAUCCCGUCGAAUCUUUCACUAUAGCCCCCGCAGGACUUUUUCCACCCACCUUCAGCUUCACCGUCAACUUUAAGGAACCAUGUUACGUACAGUACGUAUACCUCAAUUACUUCGCCCCGGUGUUUACCGGAAAGAUCACCUACGGUAAAAUUACCGGGAUGGUAGGCCAUAAGGAUCAACUCCCGUCUACAGGCGAAUGGACAGAUAUGUACGACGUCACAGUGGCUGGCGACAAGCUCUUGUUCACAUUUGCGACUGCAAAUAUAUCGUACGAUAGAGCGCUGUUUGAGGAGGUUAAGACUUGCACAUAUGGUCCUCUUCUUGAUAAUCACUCUAACCAACUCAUCUCUCAGCUUCCAAUCAGUGCAGAAUAAGUUAGUGAUCAUGAGAUCAACAUUGAUGUUUUGAAGUUGGGAAGUCGGGGGACAAUAGCUAGCUUUUUCAAGUGUGUUGCAUGAAUAAAGAUUAGGUUAUGAACCUGUUUCAUUUUAAGAUUUCGGUUAUGUGUUGUAUGAAUGAAUCAUUAAUAGCUUUUUCAAGUGUGUUGUAUGAAUAAAGUUCAGGUUAUGAACCUGUUUUCGUUUUAAGAUU
Molecule: messenger RNA, 766 nt
Organism: Helianthus annuus (common sunflower)
Lineage: Eukaryota; Viridiplantae; Streptophyta; Magnoliopsida; Asterales; Asteraceae
Exons: 2
Coding region: 34-549 (171 amino acids)
Source: RefSeq, a predicted model, not a curated record